UUAUUUUAUAAAAAAUGAAGAUCUUAUUGGGAUUUUUGAUGAUGCUUGUCUUAUGCAAUACCCUGUAUUGGCCAAGGAUUGGAAGGGACAUCCCUGAUCAGCCACCUUUUUUUGCAGACAAUCCUGACAUUUUUCCUAACUCAUUGGACUCUAUUGGCUUUGGAUCAAACUCCAUAGAUAGUUACAUGGAUAAUUUUAGAAAUGAAUUGGACAGAAGACUAAAAGAAACUGAAUUUACCGACAAAAAAUCAGUAGAAAAAGACUAUGGAGAUAAAGGAAAAGUAUCUAUAGAAGAAAAAUGGAACUCAAAUCAUUACAGCGGCGAAGUUAAACAUACUGAUUAUAAACACAAGAAUUGGAAGGGAAGUUCUUAUUAUUCUUCUAGAAUAAUCUCUUCUGAAGAUUUGUUUGAUUCCAAGUCUAAAAGUGACAAUAAGAACUCCCCAAAGACCAAAGAAACUUCUUCAAAUGAAAAGUCAGAAGAAGAUUAGGG
Moneuplotes crassus is the source of this 493-nucleotide messenger RNA. Lineage: Eukaryota; Ciliophora; Spirotrichea; Euplotida; Euplotidae. The record is from the annotation of a GenBank genome assembly.